Molecule: messenger RNA, 2245 nt
Organism: Aspergillus alliaceus
Lineage: Eukaryota; Fungi; Ascomycota; Eurotiomycetes; Eurotiales; Aspergillaceae
Product: putative 2-oxo acid dehydrogenases acyltransferase
Exons: 4
Coding region: 733-2145 (470 amino acids)
Cellular component (GO): cytoplasm; mitochondrion
Molecular function (GO): acetyltransferase activity; lipoic acid binding
Source: RefSeq, a predicted model, not a curated record
UUUUUUUUUUCCUCUUUUUUUUCCUUUUCUUUUUCCUUUUCUUUUUCUUUUCUUUUUUUUUUUUUUUUUUUUUUUUUUCUUUUUCCCCCCCCCCUGGGUAAGGCUGAGCACUGACUGGCUUUGUCUGUCACUGCCAUUGCUCGAACCCCUGAUGAUAUGGAUUUAUUUAUCUCUUGGUUUAUUUUUCUUAGUUUAUCUUUUAUUUUUUUUAUACUCUCAUUCUUGGGGGAAAAAAAAGAAAACUUUAUCUAUUCUUAUGCUUUUGUUUCUUAUCUACUCCAUAUUCCCCUCCCUUUUAGACUCAUCAGGGUUAAUGUACAUAACUUGAAUGUUCGUUCCUAGUAUAAUACGAGCGAUAAAAACCGGCCUCAAGUUUCUCGCCUACCAAUUAGGAUGCGAAUGCCUGCAGCGGAAUAGGAUUUUACAUUGGUUUCAAUUGAGCCUCCUCGGCCAUCUUUUCUCUUUACUUCAUAUUCCAAUCAGGUUCCCCUUUAUUUCUCCGCAAUACAUCCGCGGAAGCAAAGAUGGACCGAAAUGGAAAAUGCGGAGAGAUAUGAUCACGUGGCAUGACGCCGGGGUCGGUUAUCGUCGGCGCUCGGAGACCAGAAUGCGGAGGAAGGAGGGAAAUAAUAAUAGUCAACUACCAUCAUUCCGCAAUGAAAUACGACGUCCUCACCUCGAAAAAAGACACUCUCUACUCCUUCAUCACCCUGGUUUGAUUCCGGCUCAACAAUGAGCAUCUUACGCUGCAAUAGCGGCCUCUCCUGGGCUCUCCGCUCCUGCCAAUCUCGCCGAGUCCUGCCGAUAACUCGUUCCCCGCCAACUAUAUCUAUUCCCCGUCGGACGUUCCAUGCUGCUCCGUCUCUGUGGGGGGUCAAGUCCCAAGUCCUCAAGGAUGUGGGCGAAGGGAUCACGGAAGUCCAGAUCAUCCAGUGGUAUGUCGAGGAAGGCGCCCAUAUUGAGGAGUGGAAACCUCUGUGUCAAUAUCAAUCGGAUAAAGCAGUGGAUGAUAUUACCUCGAGAUAUGAAGGCAUUGUUAAGAAGCUUCACUUCGAAGCGGAUGACACGGUUCCCACAGGAAAGGCACUCUGUGAUAUAGAGGUGGAGGAUGGGAAAUAUCCAGAUGAUAACCCACCGACCCCAGCACCCACACAGCCCAGCCCUGCUCCCAUACAAGCUGAAGCAAUGCAACCUAUACAGGGUACGCCUGUCGCUCCUCAAACGCAAGCUCCAUCAGGGAAUAGUUCACGAUACGCCACGCUUGCCACCCCGGCCGUCCGUGGCAUGUUGAAAGCUCAUAAUGUAAACAUUCAAGAUAUUCCGGGAACAGGGAAAGACGGACGCGUCCUUAAAGAGGAUGUUCUUCGGUUUGUAGCCGCACGAGAACAUGCAACUACAGCCCAGCCUAUGGCCCCUACAACAACUGGGCCACCACAAACAGAAACCGCUGUCGGCUUGACGCCGAUCCAGUCGCAAAUGUUCAAGACGAUGACACGGUCGCUCAACAUUCCGCACUUUCUAUAUGCAGAUGAGCUUAACAUCAACAACAUCACUGCUAUGAGAAAGAAAUUGGCCAAUGAUCCGAAGGAUCCCAGGAGAAUUACCUUCCUCUCCUUCGUCAUCAAAGCCGUUUCGCUGGCCCUAAAUGAGUAUCCAAUCUUGAAUGCUAAGGUUGACACAAGCAACCCUGACAAGCCACAAUUAAUCAUGCGGCCCAAGCACAACAUUGGUGUUGCAAUGGAUACUCCGCAAGGCUUGAUCGUGCCGAAUAUUAAAGACGUUGCCAACCGUUCUAUUGCAGAUGUUGCAGCAGAAAUCUCCCGCCUGAGUGCUUUGGGUAAAGAAGGGAGGCUCACCCCUGCUGACCUCAGUGGUGGGACCAUCACGGUCUCAAACAUAGGGAAUAUCGGUGGUACAUACGUUGCACCGGUGAUUGUGUCCAACGAAGUAGCCAUCCUGGGAGUCGGGAAAUCAAAGACCGUGCCUGUCUUCGAUGACGCGGGCCAGGUUACCAAGGGUGAAUUGGUGAAUUUCAGCUGGAGUGCGGACCACCGAGUCGUGGAUGGCGCGACUAUGGCCCGAAUGGCCAAUAAGGUCCGGGACUGUAUCGAAUCCCCGGAGUUGAUGCUCUUGAAUCUACGAUAGUUUGUAUAUAGAUAGAAAUUCAGGUUCAGACCUUCAUACCAACCAAGCAGUGAACCCUACGCCCGCGUAAUCGCUCUUUUGGAGCUCCAUGAUGGUCUCU